Messenger RNA from Meyerozyma guilliermondii ATCC 6260, 558 nucleotides. RefSeq lists its product as uncharacterized. Gene Ontology annotation, biological process: transcription initiation at RNA polymerase I promoter; nucleolar large rRNA transcription by RNA polymerase I. Gene Ontology annotation, cellular component: RNA polymerase I upstream activating factor complex; nucleus. NCBI's taxonomy places the organism in Eukaryota, Fungi, Ascomycota, Pichiomycetes, Serinales, Debaryomycetaceae. The record is from RefSeq and is a predicted model, not a curated record. The coding region runs from base 1 to 558 and encodes 185 amino acids. Gene Ontology annotation, molecular function: RNA polymerase I cis-regulatory region sequence-specific DNA binding. The transcript has a single exon.
AUGAGGUCCAUUGUUACUCUCUUGCUAACACAGGCCAUACUAAGCGUAGCUGAUCUUGAAAAGAUCACCGUCAAGAAAAUUCGACAUGCGCUUCAAGAAUUGUUUUCGGUAGAUUUACAGCCAAACAAAAAGGCCAUCAAUGACGUUAUAUUGAACAGGUAUUACGAUCUUGUCAGCAGGAGGUCCCAGGAGAAUGAUAGUGAGGAGGAUAGAAAGGCAGAAAUCAUAAAACAAGAUGAAAUAAUGGCGCAAAAGCUUCAAGGUGAAAUGCUGUCACGGACUCCAGGGCGGCGAAAAGCUGCUCCAAAACGAAAGAAUUCCACCACAAACAACUCAGGUGCCACGAAACCGCCUUCUAAGACGGGUUUCAACCGAGAAAUGGCACUUUCGAGUCAACUUCAAGAAGUGAUAGGAGAAGAAAAGUGCUCUCGGCCACGAGUGGUGAAGUUAUUGUGGGCGUAUAUCAAGGAUAGGGAUCUUCAGAACCCACAGGAUAAACGGCAGAUCAACUGCGAUGAAAAGUUGACAGCAUUGUUCAAAAAGAGUAAGUUAUCUUGA